GAAGUUGCUGAAGACAAAGCAGAAGAGGUUAAAGAAAAUGCUCAAGAAAACGCCAAGAAAGCAAAAGAUAGUGUAAUUGAUGUCAAGGACUAUGCUGAAGAGAACAUUAAGGAAGCCGCUAAAGACGUCAAAGAAAAUAUUCAAGAAAACAUUAAGAAAGCAAAAGACACUACAAUGGAUGAAAAGGACCAUGCUGAAGAGGAUGUUAAAGAAGCAAAAGAAGCUCUUGAAGAAAAGGUAGAAGAUACCAAAGAAUCAGUGAAAAAAGACAUCCAAGAAGCAAAAAACAUGGUUGAAGACAAGGUAGCUGAUGCUAAAGACAAGGCAGAAAAUGUCAAGGAAGAAACUGUUGAAGAGAAAGCAAAAGACAUCAACAAAGCCCAGGAAAUAAAUGACAAAGCAGUUCAUCUCAAACAAGCUGCUAAAGUCAAUGAAGCAAAAGACACAAUUGAACCUGAAGUUAUGAAACCCAUUGAAUUUGAUCUAAAGAAACCCAUUGAAGAAUAUGUCAAAGAACCCAUUCAGAAGGUUCUCAAGAAGCCCAAGCAACAACAAGAAGUCAAGUUUGAAGGCAAAGAACCUCAACCAAAAGAACAAGAUGCUUCCCUUUUAACUAAAGAGCAAGUCGUUGUUUCUGAUGACUCAUCUUUUGUUGUUCAAAAAGAACAACCUAUUGCUAAAGACAUUCCUCCUAUUGUCAUUGGUCAGUUUGUGCUUGAAGACGAAGAUGAAGUUGUGAUUGACAAUGAACCCAUUGUCCCUGACGAUAAAAGUCAAUUUGUAAAACAAUAGAAAUUUAUUUACA
This is a messenger RNA of Gilbertella persicaria, 805 nucleotides long. RefSeq lists its product as uncharacterized. The transcript has a single exon. The record is from RefSeq and is a predicted model, not a curated record. Bases 175 to 792 code for a protein of 205 amino acids. Lineage: Eukaryota; Fungi; Mucoromycota; Mucoromycetes; Mucorales; Choanephoraceae.